AACAAUAUUAUUAGAGCCUGGAACCGAUAUAUUAUAGACACAUAAAACACCCCCACCAUGUCGGUUGCCUUUGCUUCUGCUCGCCCAAGAGGCAAAGGGGAGGUCACCCAGCAAACUAUCCAGAAGAUGCUAGAUGAAAAUCACCACCUAAUACAAUGUAUUAUGGAUUAUCAGAGCAAGGGGAAAACUGCAGAAUGUACUCAAUACCAACAAAUCUUGCACAGAAACCUGGUUUACUUGGCAACAAUAGCAGACUCUAACCAGAAUAUGCAGUCCCUGCUUCCUGCUCCACCAACGCAAAAUAUAAACUUGGGCCCGGGAGGGAUGAGUCAGAGCGCAUCCAACCAAUCCCUCCACUCCCAGAGCAAUCUCAGCGAUGCCAUCGGGACCGGCCUUCCUCCUUCCUCCCUCAUGCAGAGUCAGAUUAGCAAUGGUCCUAACCACGUGUCUAUGCAGCAGUCAGGCCAGAACACCAUGCCCACCACCUCUCUGAGUAUGACUGUGAGCAGCCACGGGACUGGCCCUGGUUACAGCCACACGGUGCCUGCGUCUCAGAACGUGCCCAUGCAGGGCCAGGGGUCAAUAGGCAAUUACGUGUCUCGAACAAACAUCAACAUGCAGUCCAACCCAGUCUCCAUGAUGCACCAGCAAGCAGCAACGUCACAUUACAACUCUGCCCAGGGAGGGAGCCAGCACUACCAGGGACAAUCCUCCAUUGCCAUGAUGAGCCAGAGCAACCAAGGCAACAGCAUGAUGGGGCAGCGACCCAUGGGCCCCUACAGAGCCUCACAGCAAGGUUCCUCGCAGCAGUACAUGGGUCAGGAGGAAUAUUACAGUGAGCAGUACAGUCAUGGCCAAGGCUCAUCAGAACCUAUGAAUCAGCAAUACUAUCCAGAUGGACAUGGUGAUUAUGCCUACCAGCAGUCAUCCUAUACUGAACAGAGCUAUGACCGGUCGUUUGAUGACUCUACACAACACUACUAUGAGGGAGGAAAUUCUCAGUACAGCCAGCAGCAGGCAGGAUACCAACAGGGAGCUGCACAACAGCAAACAUAUUCCCAGCAGCAAUACCCAAAUCAACAGAGUUACCCAGGACAGCAGCAAGGAUAUGGUCCUGCACAAGGAGCCUCUUCACAGUAUUCCAGCUACCAACAGGGACAGGGGCAGCAAUAUGGAAGUUACAGAGCUUCCCAGACAGGCCCAUCCGCUCAGCAACAGAGGCCUUAUGGCUAUGAGCAGGGACAAUAUGGAAAUUACCAGCAAUAAAAGAAUACAGUGCUGUGUCAGAUUCCUUUCAAUAAUAUCUCGAUCUUUUGAACUGGAUGUACAGGCAGUUUUGAUUAAUUGUAAUAUGUUGGUUACCCCUUAGCACAAAGCAGCGUCUGUAUGUGAACAGUGUUCAUUUCAUGCUGGAUAUGAAGCAGUGCACUACUGGUAACAAGACAAUGCUUUAAUGGUUUGAUAUUUGGUGCUGUGUAUAGUACUGUAUGUUGAUACAAUGCAGAAGUUUUCCAUUUACCCCCUCUUGUACCAUUCUUGAUGUUUCUGAAUAGCUUUAGGAUCAUUAGAUCACAGUUGUGCCCCGUUCUGGAAAGCAGCCAGGUUGUUCUGCAGUCUGGCUCAAUGCAAAGCCCAUCAGUCACAUCUCAGUCCAGGGGAGUUCCCUGUGGUAAGUUAUUGAUCUUUUUUUGACUGGAUGCAUUGAAGAUUACCUGCCAGCCUCCAAAAUCCACGGCUCUUCAGUUUACUUCUACAGAACAAGGGGAUGGAUACAUUCCUUAUAAAAAGACAGUUCUAUGCUAUAUGACAAAAAAAUAACUGCAACUUCUGUAAGACCUACCUACCCAAAUCCUAUAAUUCAGCAAUCUGCAUAAGUCCACAUUUCUGUUGUGAGAGGUACAGAAAGAGGAUCCAAACCUAUGAUCAUAGAAAUGUUAAUAAAUAGAGGCACCUUUUAUAUGUCCGUGUAAACAAAGGUAUUUCUGUUGUGGAAAGAAAAACAGAAGGGAGCUCUGAGACCUGCAGUGUCAGCCUGCUCGAUGUCAAUAUUGCUUCAUAUUGUGCUUAGCUGAGAAAAACAUCUGGCAGAAGUCCCAUCUUGAAUAUCCUACUCCACAUUUUAUAACUUGCAUAUACAUUUUUGUGCCAAAUUUUGCAAGCAGGUGGCUGGCAUCCUUCUUUAUUCUGAUUCUUGCGCUGCCCUUGCUCAGAUUCCCCAGCAAGCAUUAUAACCAUAAAUGUUGUCAAAUUUGUUGGUCUGUUGUUCUUACAGCUCAUCAUCACUUUUAUUUUCCUACUGUAGCUUGACAGAAAAAGUAGUUCAGAGGUAAAAGAAAAAAAAAAGCAUCUUUAUUGCAGACAAGCAAUUAAAUUCACUUUUAAUUGCGGGACACUAUUAUGCAUAUAAAGAGGGGAGCUAUUAAUGGGGUCAACCAGUGAGAGAAUACCUACAGAGGGAGAAUUUAGAGAGAAAAACUAGUGGUAUGUAAAAAUCAGUACGAACAAUGUAAGUCAAUUCUAUUCAGUUUUAUAUGUUCUUAUAAAGUCUUGGGGAGGGGGCGAAAAAAAGGCACUUUGAAAGUGCUUAUAUAAGUGUUGAACAAAAUAUUGUGUCCAAAUUUCCCUGAAGCAAAAAGCUGGGGUAGCUGUAACUCACAAACAUUUUUUGAUAUGAGAUUAACUGCAAAUUUACAAUCUAAGGUAAAUA
This is a messenger RNA of Prinia subflava (tawny-flanked prinia), 2707 nucleotides long. RefSeq names its product SS18L1 subunit of BAF chromatin remodeling complex (gene SS18L1). NCBI's taxonomy places the organism in Eukaryota, Metazoa, Chordata, Aves, Passeriformes, Cisticolidae. The transcript has 11 exons. The coding region runs from base 58 to 1266 and encodes 402 amino acids. Gene Ontology annotation, biological process: positive regulation of dendrite morphogenesis. Gene Ontology annotation, molecular function: transcription coactivator activity. The record is from RefSeq and is a predicted model, not a curated record.